AUGGAAGAAGACAGUCGAAGCAGCGCCUUCCUCGAUGUUCCCAUCACCGAAGCUGAACGCCGUGCUCAAGUUGCUCGGGCGGCCGUCAGAGACGACAGCUCCAAGCAACUGUUACCAGAGGUCAGACAACCCUCGUCAGAAGAAUCCCAGCAGCCGUCAUCGUCGGCGACGGCGACGGCGGUCGAUCAACAGCAACAACCACCAGGUCCCUUUCGUUUUCCCUCAAUACACGCUCCUCCAGUCGCCAGACAGUAUGCCCCGAGAUUCUCGCAGAGACCAGGAGUUCGCAAUUAUGUUCCCAUCUCCCCAGUCCCAGAAGAAGACGAACCCGAGUCCAUCAAACUCCGCCCGUUCUCGGCUGCCGCUACGGACGAUGCCUAUCUCCUCCCUUCAACGGGACCGAUGCCGGUCUUGUGGACUCCCAUCUGGUUGAAGCAGUGGUUUCUGGGUCUCUUUGCCCUUAUUUUUGUCGCAUUUCUGAUCGCGCUAAUCCUCCUCUGGCACUUUGAUGCAGAGAACGAUGGCUUCCAUAUCGACCCCGGGACGAACCACUAUACCUGGACCUACACGCCUACGGUCAUUGUCGUCGUCGUCGUGGCCGCGUGGAGAAUGGUGGAUUACCAUUCUAAACUGGCUAUGCCCUACGACGCGCUCCAAGACGGCCCGGUCAAACCGUCUGAAAGUCUUUUAGUCGACUACAUCUCGACCUUUCAGCUUGUAUCAUUACUCGAAGCGUUCAAAAACAGUCAUUUUGCCGUUAUUGCGUCGGUUACCGGUUUUAUCUUAUUAAAAGUUGUCACGGUGUUUGCAACGGGAUUGUUGGUGGCUCUUCCAACAGAAGUGGUUCAAAAGAGCGCGACUGUGCAUGCAAGAGGCUUCAGCGCCGCCUCGUUCGACCCGAAUGGUGUACUCGAUUCUUCGACGUUUCCGGCUCAGCCGGUGUAUGCGUACUACGGCAGUAUGGCUCAGGGUGUGCCUUUGGAAAAUGGCGUUAGGUUUGAUCUGGCAUACAGUGCCUUGACAGUCAGCUCCGACACCCCGAUUGGGAACGAUGCGAUCAUAUCUGGUGAAGUCGAUGCGUUUGUACCCAAUAUGACAUGCAAAACAAUAAAUGUGCAGUUGCAGUCUCCGCGAAUUGUGAACGACACAAACUCAGCGAGCGCAUUUGCGACCUCGACCAACAUCACCUUCAACAUCAAUGCAGGCGAUGUGUGCCGCCAACUUUCUUCAGUCAGCGUUCCAGCGGAUAACCCCUAUACUGAGAUUCUCCCGAAGCGCCAGGUUACAGGCACGAUGCAGCAGAUCUUCUGUGGAGGCACAAAUGCCAGUGUACCUAAUUCAGAUGGCCCGGAAGGACUGUUGUUCACCCUUACCGACAUCAAUUAUCAGCAGACACUAUUCGACAAUGCGACUGACCUCGCAGGGGGUUCAUUUACCAUCGCCAGUGGCGUUUCCAGGACUCUUAACGACAUAACGAAUGUGUUUUGUGUUCCUUCGUAUUCAAUGGCGAGGGUCCAGGUUACGAACAACACCCAGCUACUCAACAAUAAUGCUGCUGUAACGGUCACCUUGAAAGAUGGAGACAGCAAUAGCACACUCUCGGGAUUUUCGGCUUGGAAUGCCACCAAUGUCCUUUCACAAUCCUCAAUUGCCGCACAGGUCCUCUUUGACGAUACGGUUAACGAUGACACUAUUUCUGAUUCGAGCGCUAUAUUUACGCUCAUGGCGCUGACGCAGGGCUCACAAGACAUCGCUACUUUGAAAAACCCAGAAACAAUGAUCGCAGCUGCUCAAGACACGUCCAAUGGACUUUUAUCUCAGUAUGCUCAUCAAGUUCUGAGAGCGGUAGACAGCCCCAGUCUGGAGGGGGGAAAAGUGACUCGUCAAGAACAGAGGCUUCGGGUCAACGACGUUUCUGUGUGGACAAUGGCUUCAGCAUCCGGGUUCCUGUUCCUGUUCUGCAUUGCCUUGAUUUUCAUCGCCCCGCGAGCGGUUGUUCCCCGAGACCCAAGCUCUAUCGCGGCGGUUGCGACAACCCUGACUAGAAGCACCGAGUUGAAUCGAUUAUUGAGGAAGCAAGGAGCACCGAGCCGUGCGAAUCAAAAGGCAGUCCUUGCAGGUUUCGAAUUUGGGACAGCCAUCGCGACCACCGAUUCUGGGACGAGGAGCUUCAAGAUUGUCACGUCAGAAGGCGAGCCAGACGAACCGGUCACCAAGCCGUCUAUGGAUAUUAUCAAGUGGUGGGUACCGAUUAGCGCAACCUUUCCAUUCUUGACGCUCACAUUGAUUCUGCCCGCGGGCCUCAUUGUGGCAUUGGAGCUCAUUCAACGGCAAUCGGACGAUCAUAAUGGGUUUUACACCGUCGCGGACGACAAGUGGACGGAAAUCUACAGUCAUUACAUCCCCGGCCUCGUCAUGUUGAUUUUGGCAGCGUUGAUCAAUAUGCUUGACUUCAACGUGGCGUUGUUCACUCCGUGGAACAACCUUGCCGAAGGAAAUGCGAUCCAUAGAAGAUCAGUCCUCAACAACAUUCUCGGGAGAUCGCCGCUAUCUGCAUUCUUGCAGGCCCUGAGGACGCGGAGCCUCGGUGCCAUGCUGAGUAUCACCGCCGCAGCCGCCGCGAGUGUCCUUACAGUGAUUGCCUCGGGCUUGUAUUACGUCCAGCACUUCUCGGUCGAAGGGGCGAGUAUUUCGCUUACUCAAGUUGACUCUUUCGAUCUUCAGUGGCAGAACAGCUUCUCUAAUGACAACGGGGCGGCAGCCAUCACGAAUCUGAUCAUGCACCAGAAUUUCAGCUAUCCACAGUUUACGUAUGAGGGUCUCGUGUUUCCAAAGCUGUCGCUGAACAACUCCGCAUUGACGACGAAUUCACUCACAACAGUGUCUGGAUCAUCAUCCCACGUGCUCCCAGCUGUUCGAGCAAAUCUCAAAUGCGACGUUCUUCCGAGUGACUCUUUCUCCUUAUCCACAGAAAAGGCGGGCGACGGGAGCGCGUACGCGACGGAUCAAGCAUUCAUCACAGCCAGAGCAGCACUUCCCGACUCGUGCCAUCUCGGCGGCUCCAAAGGUACAGAUGACUUUGUUCUCUAUCAGAACAACUUCGAAUUACCGCCAGGUGGGAAGGGAACAUUUGCCGGAGCUCAAUUGGAUCUGUUGUUUGGCGAGAAUGCAACAACAUAUGGCAAUUAUGGCGAGAAUCGUGGUCAAUACAUAAGUGAUAAUCCUCCUGUUGGUUGUCCCAGUCUGGCAUUCACUUUCGGCCACUUCCAGGUGGACAGCACGGACACAAGUCAAGUGACGACAAUGGUGUGCUAUCAACAAAUCCAGGGCCUCAACGCAAAUGUGACCCUGCAGCCAAACAGCACGACCAUUGAUGCCAGCCAUCCCCCGGCUGUGGAUGAGAGCAGCAUCUUCCUCCACGACAAUCCGCUUAGCAACAACAGCGGUGUGAAGACGUUCGAUUUUCGCAUCCAGAACAACCUCGCUCAGGAAAUGACCGUGUUCAAUGGCGCGGGUGGCACACCGGCAACUAAUCCUUCGAGUACAAACACGUUUGACAUCUUCUUCCAAGCAAUAAUCAACGGCUCCGAGCCCCACGAUCCAGCGUCUUUAGCCGGCCCAAACAAUCAGGAUGUCCUCAUUGGCGCAAUCAACCGAUUUUAUCGAAUCUACAUGGCACAAGCCAUCUCGGCAAACAUGCGCGGCCCCGUCAACAGCCUGGGCACUCCAUCCCGCCUCUUUCGACGCCAGAGCUCUUCCACAAUAACCUCGGCGACCACAGUAGACACCCCGCGCCUCGUCCAGGACAAGGACAGCAAACUGAUCCUACAGAUCCUCCUCGGUAUUAUGACGGCCUUGGCCGCAUCGGCAUGGCUGACGACGAAGUUCCGCCGCGUCCUACCGUGUAACCCGUGCUCGAUCGCUGGGACCAUGUCCCUCCUCGCGGGCAGCGACUUGUGCCACAGCACCGACGACGGCCUGUGCGAAUGCUGCGGGAAACCCCGUCGACGGUCAUUUGGAUACGACGCCGGCAACAGACCGGAAUCAAUCCACGCAGGGCCCGACGAGAACAGCGAGGACGCCGACGAACGCCACCAGAUCAUCUCCAACGGCGCAGAGUGGAUGCCCGCGUCCCAGUUCGCAACGGUCUUUGGCGGGAACCGCUACAGUAUGGGCUGGUGGCGCGAGCGGCGACUCAUAGGCAAGAGACGGCGGUUCGGCGUGGAUGUGGGUGCUCGUGCCGACGGCGCUGACGACCAAGACUGGGAGUUGGGAAGUAGGAGACCCGAGGGCCACGGAUUCAGCGACUUUAUGAUGAGGGGCGGCGACCGCGACGGCCGUGGCGAGUACGCGAGAUUUGGCGGCCGCUCGCGAGGCGCCAGCAUCAGUGACCCGACCAACGAACCUCCUUCUGGGGUGAUAGCCAUGGGUGGUGCGAGAGCUGGACCUGGACCUGGACCCGGACCGACAACAACCAUGCCCAGGCAACCCGCGCCGGGGAUCUUCGUGACCGACACGGGCCGGACGGGCCAGCCACAGCAGCAGCUCUACCAAGAUUCGGGCGAAAUAGGCAUGCCGGGCCGACGAGGUCCUGUCGGCGGCGAAGCAUAG
This is a messenger RNA of Fonsecaea monophora, 4611 nucleotides long. RefSeq lists its product as hypothetical. The record is from RefSeq and is a predicted model, not a curated record. NCBI's taxonomy places the organism in Eukaryota, Fungi, Ascomycota, Eurotiomycetes, Chaetothyriales, Herpotrichiellaceae. Bases 1 to 4611 code for a protein of 1536 amino acids. The transcript has a single exon.